AAGUAGCUCCCAGCGCACCGGAAGUGGUGCCCCGUCUUCGGCAGUGCUGACUGUACCCAGGCAUGGCGCCCAAAGGCGGUCCCGGCGGGCGGCAGCAGUCGGAGGAGGAUCUGCUGCUGCAGGAUUUCAGCCGCAACCUCUCGGCCAAGUCCUCCGCUCUCUUCUUCGGCAACGCCUUCAUCGUCUCUGCCAUCCCCAUCUGGCUCUACUGGAGGAUAUGGCACAUGGAUCUGGUUCAGUCCGCCGUGUUGUACAGCGUGAUGACUCUCAUCAGUACCUACCUCGUGGCGUUUGCCUAUAAGAACGUCAAGUUCGUCCUCAAGCACAAGGUUGCACAGAAGAGAGAAGAUGCUGUUUCCAAAGAAGUUACUCGCAAGCUUUCUGAGGCAGACAACAGGAAGAUGUCUCGGAAGGAGAAGGAUGAAAGGAUUCUGUGGAAGAAAAAUGAAGUUGCAGAUUAUGAAGCAACAACCUUUUCCAUCUUCUACAACAAUACUCUCUUCCUGGUCCUGGUCAUCAUUGCUUCGUUUUUUGUGCUGAAGAAUUUCAACCCCACUGUAAACUAUAUCCUUUCCAUAAGUGCUUCGUCUGGACUGAUCGCCCUGCUGUCUACAGGAUCCAAGUAGACCAAAGAAAAAGCAAUUUGUUUUUGUGGGAGGGUUCAACUUCUGCUUGAGGGUGGAAUAAAAAUAGUAUUUUUUUUAUAAUGGGACUGCCUGAGGGUUUGGGGGGAGGUUUUCAAUUGAAAGUUCAUUUACCUUUGGUAUCUUUAUAUGGUAUUACUCAAUAACCGAAACUAAUAUUUACUUGGUAUUGAAAGUAAAUGGCACGUGAGUUGUUAUCAAACAACUUUCCUGAAGCAUUUCAUAGAUGUGAUGUUACUGCAGACCAUUAGACAGUAUGAGUCAACCACAAGGGACUGCUGCACAGCAGCACAGAACAGCUAUAGUCAAACCCCAGAGUGGAAUUCCCCUGUAAACUAUUAGGAGAACUGCAGUCUGUAAUCAUAAAAAUUGACAAUCUACCCCUUUUCAUUGUAACAUGCAAAGUUUUAAUAAAAAGGAGACUUUCUGUCAUUAAACACCUUGUAUUUCCUUUCUCAGUUCCUCAAAGUGGGUAUCUCUGAGUGAGAAAUGUGUGUAGGUUCGUCAACUCUCUCUAUCAUAAGAGGAGUCUCCUGCAAGUCAGUGUGGGAUUGCUUUCAUUGGAAAUACUCCUCAUUUUCAAAUAACUUUGAGAUAAAAACCUAAACAGUGAAAUUUUCCUAGGAAAAUGUUCUUUAACUGGUUUUCAUCUCAAGUCAUAAAUAAAAAAAAAAAAGAAACCAGUUUUUCUGGCACAAUUGAACUAAAAGGCCCUGGCUGGCUCGCUGUAAUGACUUUAUCAGGCAGUCCUUUUUCUUUCUUUCUGGCUAUCAGUGAGGCAGCUGUUGUGUGAAAUGCUUAACUUUACUGCUAUUCAUGGAGUUAUACUUGGAAGUUAUGGAUACUGCUGUUACAUAGCAAUCCCAAACAAGGAAGAGAAAUCUUAUAAUCAGAUUUAAUGUAAAAAUUACUUUGCUAAUCUUUGUGCUUCUAUGAGAUUCGUAUUUAUGUAUAGUUCAGUAAAACAAAGGUUUGAAACUUCAGGAGAUACUCCAAGGCAAUCCAGGUAGCAUUUGCUCAAUGUGAGUCCUCUGUAGGAAUUUGAAACAGGUUUUUCUAUGCUAAGUUAUCAGAUUUUCAGCUUCUGUAGUUUUCUGGCCUGCUUUGAAGCUCUGGUGCAAGGGCUAGUGAUGGAGGAGCAGAGCUGAGAGCUGGAUUAAAACAAUAUUGUGACCACAGCAAGAAUGGCUAAGAAGCAUAUUUCUAAUACUGGUUUGGAUGGGUACAGUGCCAGUACAAAUAUGAAGCAGUAUCAGCCUUAUUACUACUAAGUCUUUAGCACAUGUGAAACAGCAUCUGACUUGCAGUCAUUACACGAUGUGAGGCCUGUUCUGUUUCACUGCUCGGCAGCAGGCUCCUGCUGGCAGCACAUGGCAUUUGGAUUCAGUGCCACAGACAGGCAGUGCCAGUUCUCCAGUUAGCUGUCAGUGUUUGCAGGGAUGAAGGCUGCCCUAUCAGAAACUUUGCAGGUGUAUUUUUCAUGAAAUCUGCCAUCUGGAGAACAGUGAUUUGAAGCAGCCCUUUCUUCUGCUAUUACUGUCAGCCUGCUGAGUCUUUUAUCAGCAGCUUUGCGUCUCACCUUGUUUUUUUGCCAUUGCCACUUCCCGAGGCCUGGAGCACAGUACGUGUCAGCUUUUCUGAAGAGCAAAUGCUGCAGUGCUGACAGCCUGAAACAAGUGUUUUUCAUGGGCGUUCUCAUGUGUUGGUUUUGCAUUUUUCCUUCAGUUCUUUUUCUGGACUUCUUCACAGAAAAGCAUUGGGAUUUGUUGUUUUAGGGUCAGGAUGGCUUUGUUUUCUUUAAUGUCCAGUACAAGCUGCACACUGCUGCUGAAUUGUGAUGC
Lagopus muta (rock ptarmigan) is the source of this 2485-nucleotide messenger RNA. It is a transcript of the gene SSR3, whose product is annotated as signal sequence receptor subunit 3. Lineage: Eukaryota; Metazoa; Chordata; Aves; Galliformes; Phasianidae. Bases 63 to 626 code for a protein of 187 amino acids. Gene Ontology annotation, cellular component: membrane; endoplasmic reticulum. The record is from RefSeq and is a predicted model, not a curated record. The transcript is spliced from 5 exons. Gene Ontology annotation, biological process: SRP-dependent cotranslational protein targeting to membrane.